Pelecanus crispus (Dalmatian pelican) is the source of this 802-nucleotide messenger RNA. The record is from RefSeq and is a predicted model, not a curated record. NCBI's taxonomy places the organism in Eukaryota, Metazoa, Chordata, Aves, Pelecaniformes, Pelecanidae.
GCUGGAAGAAAACUACAUUGUCUGUGAAGGAGUUUGUUUACCAAGAUGCAUCCUUUAUGCACACUAUUUAGACUUCUGCAGAAAAGAGAAGCUGGAACCUGCCUGUGCUGCAACUUUUGGGAAGACCAUUCGCCAGAAAUUCCCUCUCCUUACCACAAGGCGGCUUGGAACAAGGGGACAUUCAAAGUAUCACUAUUAUGGAAUUGGCAUUAAAGAAAGUAGUGCGUAUUACCACUCUGUGUAUUCUGGAAAAGGCUUAACCAGGUUCUCUGGAAGCAAGUUAAAGAAUGAGGGUGGUUUCACUCGUAAAUAUUCUCUGAGUUCCAAAACUGGAACUCUCCUCCCAGAGUUUCCGAGUGCUCAACACCUUUUGCUUCAAGGGUGCCUUUCUAAAGACAAGGUAGAUACUCUUAUCAUGAUGUACAAAACACACUGUCAGUGUGUCCUUGACAAUGCAAUUAAUGGGAACUUUGAAGAGAUUCAGCAUUUCUUACUACAUUUUUGGCAAGGAAUGCCUGACCAUCUUCUUCCCCUGCUUGAAAAUCCCAUCAUUGUUGACAUCUUCUGUGUUUGCGACUCAAUACUGUAUAAGGUCCUUACAGAUGUACUCAUCCCUGCAACAAUGCAAGAAAUGCCAGAAAGUUUACUGGCAGAUAUAAGAAAUUUUGCAAAAAAUUGGGAACAGUGGGUUGUUUCCUCUUUGGAAAAUCUACCAGAAAACCUGACAGAUAAGAAACUGCCUAUUGCACGAAGAUUUGUUUCCUCCUUGAAACGACAGACAUCAUUCCUACACCUAGCACAG